This is a messenger RNA of Melospiza melodia melodia, 2085 nucleotides long. RefSeq lists its product as uncharacterized. The record is from RefSeq and is a predicted model, not a curated record. Gene Ontology annotation, molecular function: signaling receptor activity. The transcript has 14 exons. Lineage: Eukaryota; Metazoa; Chordata; Aves; Passeriformes; Passerellidae. Bases 663 to 1901 code for a protein of 412 amino acids.
CCCUGUCAGAGGAAAGCUUUGCAGUGUCUCAAGUGUUGGUCAAGCAGCCUGAGUACUUUCAUUAAAUUGAAAUUUAAGAAACAGCUAUUUGUGGAAGCCAGACUAGUUCUUUCAUCUAUUUGGAUCAGCUUCUGAGCACCUGCUGGAAGUGUUGCUGUUCUGGACCCCGAUGUCCUGGUGUAGCCCCAUUCAGCUCACACUGACCCUUCAGAGCUUGCAAAGACUCAGGGGUCAAACAGAAAGCUGGAUGCAAUGUGGCCUGGUGCUGGAUAAAAACUAUUAUGGAGUCAUGGGUGUCCCAUCUGCAGAUGCAUUCCAAAUAUGUAAGAAUACUCAAAAGUGAUGGCUCCAAAGGAAAGUUUGAAGCUUCAAAAGCCAAGUGCUCUCCUGUGCUGAUCUGCUUCCUUCUCCAAGGAAAUCUGCAGAGUUUCACUUGAUAUUCAAGAAUGCACAGACAUAAGACCACUCCCCCAAAAUAAUGGUCUGCAGAAAGAAGGUACAUUCAAGGAUCCAAAUAGUGAGGAGCUCUCUAUGCAAAUGUGGAACCACAACCAAGUAAUUCUGGAGAAAGAUGUAGCGGCAAGAAACCUCCAGGGAAGUUCAACAGCUGUACAACAAACCAGACAUUUUUGUGGGUUACAAGGUUACGAGUUGAGCCGUGAAUGCCCAGUGUUGACAGCAUAGAGAUCCCAUGUCUGCUUCUUGGCCAAAACAGCAAAGGAGUAAGAAGUUCAGUUAGCACAGAAGAACCUGCAAAGACAAUUUAUUCCUGCCCAGAAGUUCAGUGCAGCACGUCUGCAGCCAGUGUCUUACCAGCUAGAGAUGGUCCCAAAGGUGCAAAGGGUGAGCAGGAACAGAGCCAUGACCACUUAGCAAUACUGAGAAGAAUUGAGAGACCUAUAGAGUUUCCCUGGAAAAUAACUGAUGACUUGCAGAGACAAGUAACUGCUUUGGAAACAGAAGCACGGAUUUUGGAGGCUGAAUUAAAUAGACACAGAAAAGAGAGGACUGUGCUUCAUUCAAAUGGCAUCUGUACAAACCACAAAUUGGUUUGCAGGAACCUUCCAAGAAUAUUUCUGCACCAAAGCCUCUGCAAAAACUGCACCUUAACUAGCUUCAAAUCAGCUGAGAUGUAUCAAUCAAAGGUUGCUUUCUUUCAACUUUGUGUUCACUGUCCUGGAAAAAUCUGUGGGAAAUGGAAUUCUGUAAUAACUGUUAUCUUAAUUUUCAGCUCAAUAGUGAUGUGCUGUAACGAGCUCCCAAACAUGACCAGUGCCACGGUGACAGAUCUGCCUUUCAGGUUAAUAUCCUAUGCAUCAUCGGAAAUCAUGUUGUCUUACUCAUCCUACACCCUCAUAGCACUGGCUGCUUUGUUAGUGACUUGCCAUGCAUUGAGUAAACGCCCAGAAAUUUCUGGGCUGCCUGGUAUCCCUGGAAGGAAUGGUCUGAAAGGUCUGCCUGAUUCUCUGGCCAGCAAAUUUGCUUUAGCAAAUUUGAAGCACCGACUUUGCCAACUUGAGGCUGCGCUUGCUUUGAAUGGGAAAAUAAGAAAAGUAGGAGAGAAAAUACUUGCUAGCAAUGGGAAGAAAACUGACUUUGUGUCUGCACUGCAAUCCUGUGAAGAGGUUGGAGGAACUCUUGCAGCUCCCAAGAAUGAGGAGGAGAAUAAAGCUAUUAUGGACAUUGUGAAGCAGUAUAACCAAUAUGCUUACCUGGGCAUUAGAAAGGGGGAGAUUUCAGGUCAGGUUAAGUAUUUAAAUGGCAUGCCUCUGAGUUAUAGCAACUGGCACCAGCAUGAGCCCAAUGGCAAAGAGAAAGAGAAAUGUGUGGAGAUGUACACUGAUGGCACCUGGAAUGACAAAAAAUGCAAUAUGUACCGUCUCACAAUCUGUGAAUUUUAGAGAAUGGCCUUUCAGCCACCUCAGAGAAUGGAGAUAAUGAAGUAUCUGUGUUUCAGGUUGAUUAAAUUCCUGCAAUUUCUCUGUAUCCUAAAAUAUAAGAUGAAUCAUAUUGUGAUAUUUUUUAGCCUUAGGAAAAUGCCAAAUUUUCUAGGUGAUUAACAUGAUUAAAAUGUGCCUGAACUGA